AUGGCUCCUCUACAGGUCUCCCCGAGGAGCAGGCCCGCUAUCUGGACAUUAAUCUACUGCUGUGAGACAGACACGCUUGUUUAGCUAGCACAAAGCCCGGUAAGCUGUUGUCUCUGAGAAAAAAGCUGGCCGUCUCCAGAGCCACUGGAGGCAGCGAGGGCUGGAGCCAGAGUAAUGACCUGUGAAAUUCACCGAUAGACUUGUCCUGUUGCACACAGGUCCGCCGGCACCGGGCCUUGUUUGCAGCCUGCCGCUGAUUUAUCAGUGUGCCUCUGCUGGUGCCAUAAUGGGCUUUGUGGAGUUUUAUGUGGGUCGACCAGGAGACCCCAGUUUGGAGAGGAUUGAUGCCGUGAUUGAGUGUCAAAGCUUGGACAAAUCUACAUGA
Xyrichtys novacula (pearly razorfish) is the source of this 385-nucleotide messenger RNA. Lineage: Eukaryota; Metazoa; Chordata; Actinopteri; Labriformes; Labridae. The record is from the annotation of a GenBank genome assembly.